CUUUUUCCUAUCAAAGUGGCGCGUUAUUUUGACGUAGGUUUUCGUCUGCUAAAAAGUCCGAAACAAAUGCAGACGAGUUCGAUAUUGUGAUACCCAAAUUCACUUAUUUUUCGACAUACUUUACCACAAAUUAAGAGUACUCAGUCAAUCUGUAUAUUUUAGAACUGUAAUAAGAAUUUUAAUUUUUAGAUGAAACAUGACUACCCAGCCUCCUGCAGCAGUAACCAGUGUAAUAAUCUUCACAAAUGAUGCAACUGAGCUGUCGUUCUCUGACAGCACAAAGCUAGAGCUGUCUCCUUGCGGAGCAAGCUUUGUGUGUCAAAGAGCUGCCAAAAGAGGGCAGCAUCCUCUAGAUGGAGGAACAAGGAUUCAGCAGAGAACGGAGUUUACCACAAGUGAAUUCAAAGAUAAAGUCUGUCAGGCACUUGAAUGUCGGAACCGCUUUGCUGAACAGCCGUAUCUCUGCCAUCAGUUUUUACCUGAUGGUGCAACACUGCAACUUUUUGCAGAUAUCAAGGCCGUAAAGUGGCCAAAAUCCACAGAGAAGCUGCCUGGGGGAAGACAACCAGAUGGUUCCGUCAAAGUAACUUCUGUCGACGAGUGUGCUUCGCUGUUGCUGUCAGAAAAUAAAGAGGAAUUCACUGUUGAGUUUCUCUGUAAGUUGAGUCGAAAAGAAUUUCCAAAGAGGACUGCAAAAAAGCAUGGGAAGCUUAACAAAAAAUCUGAGAGAGAAACAGAUGCUGUUGGAAGGCUAUCAACUGACUUGCAGUCAGACGUGAACAGGACAGCUGUAAGCAGCUCUUUAAAGCUGUCCCAUCAGGACAGCCCUUACUUACAGACUCUAAUUCACAGAAAAAAUUCACUGAGAAAAUCUGAAACCCCUGAGAAUCAAAGUCAGCCAUCAGUGGAUGAAAAAUGUACAGCUGGUGCUCAUGAGGUGAGUUGCACCUCCCAAGAUCAUUUGAGCCAAAAUCCAGAGAUCGAAGAGAUUAUUGCUAUAAAACAUGGCUAUACAUGGGUCAUUCAGCAUCACACUGUUGAACAGUAUCCGGAGUUCUGGAAACAUCCAUUACAUUUGGCUUUAAACUUUGACCCCAAACAGCACACUUGUACCCUUUCUCCAAAAAAUGAAACAAACAAGUCCUUUGAAGGGAGUGCAGUGUCAGAUAUGAACACCAGGACCUCCCAAGAUAAAAUUUGUUUGACGAGCAAAGUUCUUAGAGAUCUCAAUUUGAACAAGAAGAUAGUGAACUCUGAAACUGAAUGCAUUGACAAGACUUCUAAAACUCAACAAGAGUCUGUGACUGAUGUUGUUGCUUCAACACUGCCUGCUCCACUGCCACUUACCUGUGGGGACAGCCACCGCCAUAAGUGGAGGAAGGAUGCUGGGGCCAGAGGAGUAGACAUCGUGGAAGAAGAUGUUCCUGUUGGCCAAAGUAUUAAAGUGUGGUUUUCAAAUGGAAUCAUUUACAGAUUGUCAAGGAGUCAUCAUCCAGCAGUCCACAUUUACCCAGGGGAUGGCACCCUUAUUAAGUCUACUGCUGGGAAUGGUGGUUUCUUCAAGCACAUUAUCCCGCAUGAUGGAAUUCUUGAGGAAAGAAUGCUGUGUGUAAGGAGUCUGCCUCCGGAUUGUCCUGGAGCCAAGUACUCAAUGGCAGGAGUCUUAAGGAAAGCCUCUAGGCUCUUGCAAAAUAUGAUGCAAGCAGAUUUGGGUUUGUCUCCAUUCCAGAGAGAAGAAAAAUGCUGUUGGAAGGAAAAGUCUCGCUCCUGUCCUGUCACAAGUCCAAACCCAACUGUUAUCAUUGAGGAGAGCAAAGUGGAAGGACUCGGCAAUUUUGUUGCCUUCUCGAACGGAAGGGUCCGGGUGGUGUUCAAUGAUCGAACCACUCUUGACAUGGAAUGGGACUUCAGAAGUCGGGUUGAAGAAAAUAAACAAGACAGUCGGCAGAAUCUGCCAGUUAAACAUGCAGCUCAAGUUCCAAGGAUAAGGAAGUCUAUUUUUAAGUCCAGUCUUCAGAAGGGUGUGUGUCAGCUUUUGCUUCCAAAUGGACAACACAUACUUGUUGCUCUUGAGAAUCCACAAGAAUACCAGAGGUAUGUCAUGGUGGCAGUAGAAUGGGCUACAUGGGUGGCAAGCUCUCCAGAGGAAAGAGUUAACUUCUACAAGUUUCUCGAGUCAGACUCCUCCCACCAAGAUGGUGCUGUUCAAACCGAGCUGCAGAAAAUUAAAUGCUUCGAAUAUAUUCUUGAACACAGCCUAUCGCCUGGUGGUGGACAGCAAACCCAAGAGACUAAAGCCAUCAAUCGAACCAUCGGUCCUUUGACCAAGGAUACUCAAAUGAUGACAGGUGUAGCAAGCUGGAGUUCGCUUCAACCGACUGAAGAUGGAUCUUCCCUUGCGGACCCAACCCCGGACUUUGUAAGGGACGCGCUGCGGAGGACCAGUCAUACAAUCCGAAACAUCGACUCUGUUCUGGGAAAGCUCUGAGAAAUGGAAGUUGCACUUCCGAUCGUACCAGAUCGGGAUCUCCUGCAGUAUGUUAAUAAAGGAAUAGAUGUGUGUUUGGCCAGUUUUAAACACUUUGUUUGAGACCAGUUUGGAGUCUGGACGCUGAUAAUGAUCCGAGCUGAA
Patiria miniata (bat star) is the source of this 2632-nucleotide messenger RNA. RefSeq lists its product as uncharacterized. The record is from RefSeq and is a predicted model, not a curated record. Bases 197 to 2488 code for a protein of 763 amino acids. The transcript has 10 exons. Lineage: Eukaryota; Metazoa; Echinodermata; Asteroidea; Valvatida; Asterinidae.